This is a messenger RNA of Octopus sinensis (East Asian common octopus), 1861 nucleotides long. RefSeq lists its product as uncharacterized. NCBI's taxonomy places the organism in Eukaryota, Metazoa, Mollusca, Cephalopoda, Octopoda, Octopodidae. Gene Ontology annotation, molecular function: monocarboxylic acid transmembrane transporter activity. The record is from RefSeq and is a predicted model, not a curated record. Bases 137 to 1750 code for a protein of 537 amino acids. The transcript is spliced from 5 exons. Gene Ontology annotation, biological process: transmembrane transport; monocarboxylic acid transport.
GAAUGUUUUUAUAGAUAUUACCGUCACGUUUAGUCUUAUUGAAUAUUGUAAGAAAUUUCAAAUCGCUGAUAUUUGCGGUUGAAGUAAAGACAAACAUCAACAGAACUGGAAGAUUACGAGACGAAAGAAUUGAAGAAUGGAUGUCGCGAAAAACACACGAACCAAGAAACGAUCCGUGCAAGAGGCCAUCGUUGCUGCUUUAGUAAUAUUUUCCGUUUUUGUUACCAACAUAUUAGUAUUUGGUUUCACUGCUGUUCUACCAAUUUACCUCGUAGAAUUCAAGAAGGUUUUUUCGGAAUUACAUGACCUGGUACUUCUGGUGAUAUUUUUACCCGCCGGUGUAUUUGGUAUUGUUGGUUUCAUGACUGGAAUUUUUCUCUCUAAAUUUGGCGUAAGAACCACUGGCAUCGUGGGAAGCCUAUGUCUUACCCUUUCUAUUGGCGCUCCAUCGUUCUCUUCGAGUAUUUAUGUUUUAUUGGGAUGUUUCAGUCUUUUACCAGGAAUUGGUUGUUCUACUCUCAGUCUAUCAGCAAAUGCUGGAUUAGCAGCUUAUUUCGGUGAAGACAGUCGAAAAUUCAUUGCUUUUACUACAGUCGGAAAAGCUCUUGGAUUUAUAAUUUUCCCAAUCCUUACCAAUUACUUCAUUGAACUCAUGUUCUGGCGUGGAAGUCUUCUUCUCCUGGCUGCUACUUUCAUACAAACUCUGCCAUGUGCUCUCAUAUAUUCUACGGAUAUGUAUAAAAACACGCGGAGAGAAACUUUGGCAGUAAGUGAAAGUAACGCGCCGAAAGAUUUGUAUAAGUCGGAUUCAAACGUUUCUGUAGAACAAUUUCAAAAUGUUGGUUACGUUCAGGAUGAAACGAUAUCGAACAAACUGGAAAUAUCUGAAGAGAAUAAUACAGCCUUGAAUCAUAACGAAGACAUCAAUUUAAAUGGGUCUGUUAUUAAGGCCUUAAAAUAUGACAACGAACCAUUUGUUAUAAAUAAUACACAACCUGGCAAAGAAGAUACCUUGGAUAUCGAAGAGACAGCUAUAAAUUCUAUAAAAUCUGAGGACAAGGAGACUGAUGUUCGAAGUGACGAGGUUCAAACGGAAGGAAAAUCUGAUUCGAAAUUUUCUGCAAGACUUAUUACAGGUUUAACAAAUUUCAGUUUCCUUGUAUUCCUUUUCGCAAUUUUUAUAGUUUACGGUUGUGUCGUGACAUCAUCGUCAAUCUUACCGGAUUACUGCGUAAAGCAAGGGCUGAGUCCAGCAGAAAGUGCCCGUGUAUUUUCAGUGGGAUCGUUCGGGUAUGUCCUGGCAUGUUUUGUCAGUAGUUGGUUGAUACAUAAAAACAUUCUCCCAAGCAGGAUUAUAUUCAGUAUUUCGGCCAUCAUAAGCGGAUUACUGAUCUGUGUUUAUCCUUCGUUGUUCACUGCAACAUAUUUGACUUUGCUAACAUUUAUUAUCAUGUUCACAACUGGUCUAAUGUUCGCUGUAUAUUUUGUAACUGUUAUGGAUUACCUCGACAUCGAAUGCUUUUCGAUUGGUAUGGGCUUUUCAGAGACAGCAGUUGGAAUUGGUAUUUUAGCUGGUGGAUACCUUAUAGGAAUCUUCUCAGAGUACAUGAACACUUACGAAUACAGCUACUAUGUGAUCGGGAUCGGACCAAUUCUUUCGGUUCAACCCAUUUUAAUUCCAUUCUUAUUUAGCAAACUACUAACUAGGCAAACACUCACAUAUUCUGUGAAUAAUGUCGAGAAUAAAUGAUGAAGAAUGGCCAAAUUCCAAAGAACGAUAUUUCAAAACCAUUUAAAAAGAACUUUGUUUUUAUUUCCUUCCAGAAUAUGAUCCUGGAAGCUUCACACUUGAAAAUCAUGU